AUGUCUUCUUCUCUUCCUAGUCAUUCUAAGACCACCGGUACUCCGGCGCCUCUUCCACCUUCUUUUCCACCUCCACUAAUUGAUAACAAAGACCCUUGUCCACCUCCGGUUCCAAAGCUAAUUGUGGGUUCGGAAGGCCCCCAAGGAGCUUAUUUAGUCGAAUUACUAGUCUAUAACGGUUAUCCCUUUAAAGACCAUUGGGCAUAUUUCGUAUGCUCGCAAUCAAACAGUGGCGUCGGUGUUUUGAUCCACGCGGCUGGCGACGUAAGAAGUGGCUUUAGAUUUGAGAUUAAGCGAAGUUAUGAUCUUAGGGCAAGCGGACGCAUUCCGUCGAAUAGAAUUGCACUACAAUGGGUGAAUUCUUUUUACUUUGACGAAACAACAAUGUUCAACAAUGGAACAUAUAAAGUUGAUACCUUGCCUGUUUGCGAUUUUGAGGCCAGCAUGCAUAAAGCGAAGGCUCCUGAGAAGACUUUGAACUCGGUUGAGGACAUGGUGAGAGCUUUCCUUUCUUUCUUCUUGUAUCCACGAUACUUCAUAGCCGGCGAGACCAGUGCAGGCAUGAAAGUUCAUCAAAGGAACUGUCAGACAUGGAUUGUAGAGUCAGCCGGUUUCCUUGUCCAAGACGGCAUUUUCAAUCCUGAGGUCGCUGUAUACCUCAACGCUAUUAAGCAGUAG
Molecule: messenger RNA, 678 nt
Organism: Colletotrichum paranaense
Lineage: Eukaryota; Fungi; Ascomycota; Sordariomycetes; Glomerellales; Glomerellaceae
Exons: 2
Coding region: 1-678 (225 amino acids)
Source: RefSeq, a predicted model, not a curated record